Mollisia scopiformis is the source of this 453-nucleotide messenger RNA. RefSeq lists its product as uncharacterized. The coding region runs from base 1 to 453 and encodes 150 amino acids. The record is from RefSeq and is a predicted model, not a curated record. NCBI's taxonomy places the organism in Eukaryota, Fungi, Ascomycota, Leotiomycetes, Helotiales, Mollisiaceae. The transcript has a single exon.
AUGGGUUCGACACUGAGGUCGCGCCUACCGUCUUCAUCUCCCCUAUUCUUCCAGGAAGGGAUUCACCACCACCUUAUCACCUGGGGUGUAAUCUCAAUCCACGCAAGAACAUUGAUCACUGCAUCGGACUACAAGCAUACGGGCAUCGAAGAGACUGAAAUCGAGGAUAUAGCUGCAGAUAGCAUCAAAAGGCUUGACAACUGGAGUGAGCGCUUGGAUCUUUGGAAUGUCUUGAAGACGAUUACUGUGGGAUCCGGAUUUCGACUCGAUGAUCCCGUCGCGGAAGGAAUACCUGGGAUCUGGCUUGCGUUAAAGUAUCAGCUCGAGCGAAGGUACCUGCCCGUGUCUCGGCUGAGAGAGAUCUGGAAAUCUUAUGCUAUUGAGCUGCCUCCGUCGCUUGACCUUGAGAAACUGCGGUGGGUAUCCGACUCCACGAUUCCAUUUCCCUUGUGA